This is a messenger RNA of Saccharomycopsis crataegensis, 1002 nucleotides long. RefSeq lists its product as uncharacterized. Gene Ontology annotation, biological process: protein phosphorylation. Gene Ontology annotation, molecular function: protein kinase activity; ATP binding. The coding region runs from base 1 to 1002 and encodes 333 amino acids. The transcript has a single exon. The record is from RefSeq and is a predicted model, not a curated record. Lineage: Eukaryota; Fungi; Ascomycota; Saccharomycetes; Ascoideales; Saccharomycopsidaceae.
AUGUCGGCCUUCUCGACACUUUUGGCUUUGUUAUACGAGGAAUUUAACAAGUCUGAAUUUGAAAUAGCACAGAGGAAAGCUCGCCUAAAUGGCGAUGCAUCGGCAUUAUUAAGCAAAGAUCAUUUUGAUUCCAUUUUUUGUGAAGCGGCACUGGAUGAUUUCCGCUCAUAUGCAACCGGUUACUUUGAAGUAAUGGCAAAAAGUGGGAUACAGAGAAGAUUCGAUGAAAAAAUUGAUGAUGCGAAGCAAACUUUGGGAUAUCACACUGUUUAUAUUGAUCAUGAAGAUCUUGUGGAUGAAGGUAUUUCCAGAAGUAUACAAACUGAUUUUUUUCAAAACUCGCAAGUCUUUAGGGUCAAGAUUAAAGAGCUUAAAGAUGCAGGGGUGUCGAUUGAGGAAGAUAAUAAGAAACAUGUACUUUUAAAGAUUUUCGAUCCUCAGAAGUACAUGAUUAAUAUGGAAUCACGCACGGAGCCUGAAGAAGUCAUCCAAAAAAUGGUAAGUCACUUCAGAAAUGAAUACAUCAGUUAUAAACUGAUCGACUUGCACAACCAAAAAAAUCAGCAUGAACAAAUCAGUAAAUUGAAGAUAUACGCAUUUGCUUUUUUCAGAGUCUACUUUAAGCAAAAUAAUAAACUAGAGGACCCACAUAGGUUGGAAAACUACAUUGCUGUCGGUCCUGUUUUUCUUGCUGAAGAACUAACCACAAAACCCAAAACUAUUGAAGAUUUUGUGGAAGGUGCUAAACAAUUACUACAUAUGCACAAUAGUGGUGUAUAUCAUAACGAUAUCAAAUUAUCUAACGUAUUCAUGAGAAAAACAAAGCAUAAGAACAAUUUUGUCUUCAUUGAUUACGGCUUAAGCGAAAUCAAGUGUGUUCCAAAAGAAAAGAAAAGCCCAAAAAGUUCGGGGGGUAUAGAUUGGUGUGAUUUCGAAACUCUUGCGGAAUCGAUGGGAAUUGAGAAAGCAGAAUGGGAAAGAGCAUUGUUUUCUAACGUAUGA